AUGAUCUGCACUCCAAGCUUGUCUCACCCUACAAGGGAUUGAAGCUAGAAGAAGUUCGAGCAGGUUUAGAAGUUGGAGCGUUGGAGAAGAGGAGUCGCGGCUCUAACGGACGCCCGCAGUUUUCUGACCCGCAUUGAAAGCUGCUAAAUCGAGGCGAGACGGCGACCUCAGUCGAUUAUCUUUCCUUCCUCUGCUAUCCCAUGGAUAUUCACUGCAAAGCAGACCCUUUCACGGCCAUGCACCGGCAUGGGGGGGUAAACCAGCUCGGCGGGGUGUUUGUGAACGGCAGACCCUUACCUGACGUAGUUCGGCAGAGGAUCGUGGAGCUGGCACACCAAGGGGUCAGACCGUGUGACAUCUCAAGACAACUUCGGGUCAGCCAUGGUUGUGUCAGCAAAAUUCUCGGCAGGUAUUACGAAACCGGCAGUAUUAAACCUGGAGUUAUUGGCGGUUCCAAACCAAAAGUGGCCACUCCAAAAGUUGUGGAUAAAAUCGCCGAUUAUAAGAGGCAGAACCCCACCAUGUUCGCCUGGGAGAUCAGAGACCGACUGCUGGCUGAAGGGGUCUGCGACAACGACACGGUCCCAAGUGUGUCCUCUAUCAACAGGAUAAUACGGACCAAAGUUCAGCAGCCUUUCCAUCCAUCUCCAGAUGGGACAGGAACUACACUUACCACAGGACACACUAUAGUACCUAGCACAGCUUCCCCACCCGUAUCAAGUGCUUCCAAUGACCCAGUGGGUUCCUACUCCAUCAAUGGCAUCCUUGGAAUCCCUCGCUCUAACGGCGAAAAAAGAAAACGUGAUGAUGUUCUCUGGAGUGGCAACCACUUGGAUGGGAAGAAAAUAGGAUAUUAUGGCUCAGAUGGUCCAAACAGCGAUUCUCAGGGCAGCGUAGAGAGCUUACGGAAGCACCUGAGGGCUGAUGCCUUCACUCAGCAGCAGCUGGAGGCUCUAGACCGGGUGUUUGAGCGACCGUCAUACCCCGACGUCUUCCCAACAUCGGAGCACAUCAAACCAGAACAGGCAAACGAAUACGCACUACCAGCACUGAACCCAGGACUGGACGAGGUUAAGCCCAGUCUGUCGACGAGCGCCAGCUCCGAUCUGGGAUCCAGCGUUUCCCAGAGCUAUCCAGUAGUGACAGGUCGAGACAUGGCCAGUACGACUCUCCCAGGUUACCCCCCACACGUCCCCCCCACUGGGCAGGGCAGCUAUCCCACUUCAACACUUGCUGGAAUGGUUCCUGGGAGUGACUUUUCAGGAAACCCCUACUCUCAUCCCCAAUACACAACCUACAAUGAAGCUUGGAGGUUUAGCAACCCAGCAUUAUUAAGUUCCCCUUAUUAUUAUAGUGCCGCAUCACGGGGCUCGGCCCCUCCCACUGCUGCCACUGCCUAUGACCGCCACUAGUUACCACGGCAACCACGUCACCCUGCAGCAACACCACCACCACUGCGCACGAAUUGCACCAGUGUGAACAGUGUUAAGGUCCAAUUCAUCGUGGCUCCACCGUCUUCGGUUUUGCAAGGUCAGGCUAAGAUGAAGAGGGUCAAGCAGCCAUGAAUUCGGCCCUCCCGCAUUUCUUCGACUCCUGCCACUUCGAUCACCAACGUCAGAGCCCUCGUUUUUUUCUCAACACUUUGAAUAAUGACUUGAAACUUUUUCCGAAAAGACUUUGAAAGAUUAUACAAAAUCUAUAUAUAAAUAUAUUAUAAAAUAUAAAACAUGACGAACUGUGUGAAAAUACAAAGUAAACAAGUGUUGUGUUUUUAAUUUCCUGUUGCUUUUUUCCCCGUCACUGCAUUCCUUUACAUUCUGUACUUAAUAUUGUUAAGCAAGGAUUGAAUUAGGCAUUUUGGAUUGUCCUGCCAUUUUAACAAUACACCUCUCAUCGUCUCAGAUAUGCAAGAGAUGCAGUUAAAAGGCCUCAGCUUCAAACAUUAUUACCAGUUUAAUCAUCUGAUUACAUGAUGAUAUUAAAGUAUUAUCAUACGUAAAUGUUUUGUGAUACACAAUCAUACAUGUUAACUAUUA
Molecule: messenger RNA, 2036 nt
Organism: Trichomycterus rosablanca
Lineage: Eukaryota; Metazoa; Chordata; Actinopteri; Siluriformes; Trichomycteridae
Gene: pax2a
Product: paired box 2a
Exons: 11
Coding region: 201-1412 (403 amino acids)
Biological process (GO): regulation of transcription by RNA polymerase II; anatomical structure development
Molecular function (GO): RNA polymerase II cis-regulatory region sequence-specific DNA binding; DNA-binding transcription factor activity, RNA polymerase II-specific
Source: RefSeq, a predicted model, not a curated record